GGGACGGAACGGCGCGCGCCCCGGGACCGCUCGCGCGUGCAAAAGUCCUCCGCAAACAGGGGCGCCUGAUUCUCGUUUUCUUUUCCGGGCGCCUUCCAUGGAGUGUAAACGCCGCGCGGUCUGGAUGCCUUCGGACUGAUUCCGCUCGGGGGGCCUCGUUCCGCGCUCGCCACGAUGAAGUACAAGAAUCUGAUGGCAAGAGCCCUCUAUGACAAUGUCCCCGAAUGCGCAGAAGAGUUGGCCUUCCGCAAAGGUGACAUUUUGACCGUGAUAGAGCAGAACACUGAAGGACUGGAAGGGUGGUGGCUCUGCUCCUUACAUGGAAGGCAAGGCAUUGUCCCCGGCAACCGUGUGAAACUUCUGAUAGGUCCUAUCCCGGAGAGUCCUCCUCACCAGGAAACACCAAGUGCAGGAUCAGUCCCUCAACCCUUUAACCAGCAGAAGGUCUACCAAGUACCAAGUGCACAUGCUUCUCCUCGCGACCCUGUCUACCAAGUGCCUCCUUCAUACAUGAAUCAGGGUAUCUACCAGAUACCAACUAGUCACGGUCUUCAGGGGCAAGAUGUGUACCAGGUGCCUCCAUCUGGGUCAAGGAGUCUUGGCGGAAUGGAUGGCUCUCCCAUCAGCAACAAGGUUGUAACUCCAAUCAGGUCAGGACAAGGUUAUGUUUACGAGUUCCCUUCCAAAUACCAGAAGGAUACCUACGAUAUCCCACCAGUUCGGCCUCUCCAAGGGAUAUAUGAUGUCCCCCCUGCGUCAUUUAAAGGUCCUGCACAAGCUACUCAAACGGGCGAUGCAAAAUCCCAGGGGGCGUACGACGACGUUCCUCCCGCAAAAGGGAUCUACGCCAUCUCCCCUUCCACCUGCAGAGAUGACGUGGAUUCCAGGGAACACUUGCCCGACUUGGCCGCUUGCGUAAAGCACGAUACAAGACCAGAAGGUGUGUACGACAUUCCUCCUCCCAUUGCCAAAGCAACUGCAAAAGAAGGUGGACAGAAAUGCAUUUGCAACCCAUCUCCCGCUUACGAAGGGACCUCACACCACCACGGCCUAUACGAUGUCCCAAUGAGCCAUCAGACUCACUUCGCGGGGCAGCAGAUGGCUCCGCAGACAGAUGUCUAUGACACUCCCCGAGGAGUCCCCUUCCCCGGGCAGCACCUGGGGUUUGUUGAUGGUCUGAAUCCUGAAGGAAAAGAAGGAGUCUAUGAUGUCCCUCCACAGGUCACGCAGGACACUAAAAAACUGCAGGAUGUGACUGAUGGGAUGAACAGGUUGUCUUUUUCCAGUACGGGAAGCACCCGGAGUAAUAUGUCCACCUCUUCCACGACAUCAAAGGAAUCUUCUUUGUCAGCGUCUCCUUCUCAGGACAAAAGGCUGGCGCUGGAUCCCGACACAGCCAUAGAGAGACUUUACUGGCACCAACAUGCGGUGGAGACAACUGUCUAUGGUUUAAUGGCCUUCGUUGGCCCAGACUGGCGGUCUUACGAGUCCAUGGAGAAGCACAUCAACAAGAUCCGCACUGCUGUGGACAAGGUGGAGCAGUCACUGGUUGACUACCUUAACUUUGCCAAGGGAGCGACUGCCAACGCUUCCUUCAUCCCCGAGCUCAGUCUCUACAACAAAAUGAGACGGGAGCUGCAGAGGCUGGAAGAUUCCCAUCAGAUCUUAGCCCAGACCAGCCACGACCUCAACAACUGCAGCUGGUCCCUGAACGUCCUGGCUGUCAACAAGCCGCAGAACAAAAUCACGACGUUUGACCUGGACCCGGUUAGUGAAUGGUGGUGAGGAACCAUCCCGGACGGCCAUUUCGGAGCAGCUGGACCACCAGCAUCAGCGUCAGCGCCCGAAGUGCGUUUUUUUCCAGACUGGCGCCCUGUAUUUCGCCGCGGCAAGAUGCAGUGCGGAGAACCUUGAAUACCUGGCGUGGAUUAUGUGUAUGACAGUCCUCAAGGCCAGACAGCGUUUCAUCCUGGAGACAAGAGCCGGGACGGCUGUGGUUCUUUGGCACCGCUUUUGUCUAAAGACCCACAUUAUCAGUGCAGCAGCAACGGCUCCGAAAAGAGCUGGAUGGAUGAUUAUGACUAUGUCCACUUGCAGGGCAAGGAGGAGUUUGAAAGGCAACAGAAAGAGCUUCUGGAAAAAGAAAAUAUCAUCAAGCAGAGCAAAAUGCAGCUGGAGCACCAUCAGCUGAACCAGUUCCAGUGGCUGGAGCAAGAAAUCACAAAACCGGUGGAAAACGACAUCUCAAAAUGGAAGCCACCGCAGGGCCUUCGCCCCGCAAACAGCCUCCUGGCCUCUCAAGACAGGCAGCUGCUUUUGUUUUAUUCAGACCAGUGCGAGACUCACUUCAUUUCCCUCUUGAAUGCCAUCGACGCCUUCUUCAGCUGCAUCAGCGCCACCCAGCCCCCCCGGAUCUUCGUCGCGCACAGCAAGUUUGUUAUCUUAAGCGCUCACAAACUGGUGUUCAUCGGAGAUACACUGACAAGGCAGCUGGCCACUCAGGAAAUACGCAACAGCGUUAUGAACUCCAGCAACCAGCUUUGCGAGCUGCUUAAAAACAUUGUGAUGGCGACCAAGGGAGCUGCGCUGAAUUAUCCCAGCACGGCGUCUUUGCAAGAGAUGGUGGACCGAGUGACGGAACUCUCUCACUACGCCCAGUUGUUCAAACGCUCUUUGGUACAGAUGGCCUCGUACUGAGGGGCAUAAAACUGACUCUCGGCGACAAAGAGCAAUGCUUAGAAAAGAACUGGAAAUAUUUUCUGCCGUGUACAUAAAUAAUAAUUAAUUAAUUAAACCCGAUCAUUUAUUUUUUUUGUAGAUAUUUUAUAUUAAAUAUUUCAAAUUCCUUUUUAUGGCUUAGAAAAUUGUAACAGUUUUCAGCAGUCUCUCUCUGUUUUAUCAUUUUGAAUAUAUAAAGUGGUAUUCUGCAUAUGUGUAUAUAUUUGCAACAUUCCAUAAAUUCCAUGAAGCACCUUAAAAAAGCA
Sphaerodactylus townsendi is the source of this 2984-nucleotide messenger RNA. It is a transcript of the gene NEDD9, whose product is annotated as neural precursor cell expressed, developmentally down-regulated 9. NCBI's taxonomy places the organism in Eukaryota, Metazoa, Chordata, Lepidosauria, Squamata, Sphaerodactylidae. Gene Ontology annotation, cellular component: cytoplasm; plasma membrane. The record is from RefSeq and is a predicted model, not a curated record. Gene Ontology annotation, biological process: cell surface receptor protein tyrosine kinase signaling pathway; cell migration. Gene Ontology annotation, molecular function: protein binding. The transcript has 7 exons.